Molecule: messenger RNA, 198 nt
Organism: Zychaea mexicana
Lineage: Eukaryota; Fungi; Mucoromycota; Mucoromycetes; Mucorales; Lichtheimiaceae
Exons: 1
Source: RefSeq, a predicted model, not a curated record
ACUAGCACUUUAAACAAAGAAGAGCUGUAUCUGGACCAAAAAAAUAUUAUUGGAUUCAAGGUCGAUUGCCGGCUACUAGUAGAUGUUACUAACGAAGAACACGAUAUGAUUACAAUUGAAGUGGCUAAGGAUGAUGAAGACGAAAAGAUCAUCAACGACAUGGGCAAGCUGAUAAGAGAAGGCAAAGAUAUCCUGGAU